AUGGUCAACCGUUACAUCUUCGCCGUUGCCGGCCUGGCCGCUCAGCUCAACGCUCUGCCCUUGAACAUCAACUUGGGCGCUUAUUCACCUGCCUUGGUGGUGGGUGAUGGUGAAAUUUCAUUUGGCGGUAAAAACGACGUCUCCCAGUUGAUGAGCGUACUGGAGGGCGCCGCAGUUAAUGCUGCUCAAGGUGCUGCGAAUGCUCCGGCCGCCGCCCCUGCCGCCCCUGCUGCCCCGGCUACGCCUCAACAGCCUCAGAAGCCGCCUCAGCAGGCCGCUGCUUCAGUCGGCGGUGCUACACCGGUGACCGCUUCGUCCUCGAACAACCAGAUCAACGAGGCCCAGGCCAUCGCAGCCCUCCAAGGGAUGGGCAAGGAGAUCGCUCCUCGUGUACAACUUACCAAGGCUCGUCCCGCCCAGAAGCGAGAUCUCUCCGGUUUCGACCGCGCCCUGAAGUUCGCUGAGGUCGCCCUCACAAAGGGACCCACGGUGAGCCUUGGCACUGGCAAGGAGGGCUCUGGUGUCGGCAUAACCAUCGUCAACAACCCACAAGCCGCCCGCCCUGGAACUGGAGGCACCGCUCCCGCCGCUCCCGCCGCUCCCGCCACACCUGCUGCGCCGCGCCCUGCCGGCGCCAUUGUUGCUCAGCAGAAGGUCAAGGCCCGCUCCGAUGAGACCCAGCAGCCCCCUCGCCGCCGUGCCAAGGUCACCACCAUGUACGUCCGUUCUGGCGUUCCUGCUGGUGUCGAGAUGACCCCUGAGAAGCUCGUCGCCCGCGACCCCUCCACCCCCGGUGCCCAAGUCCUCCCCGCCACCAGCAACGACGUCAUUAAGCGCGCACAAGAGGAGCUCAACGCAAGAGGCGUCAGCGGCGGUGCCAUUGACACCGUCAACCUGAACGUCAGCGGCGAGGGCGUCACUAUGACCUUUGUCGAGACUCAGGCCGACGAUGUGGAGGACGAGCAGUAA
Messenger RNA from Colletotrichum orchidophilum, 969 nucleotides. RefSeq lists its product as uncharacterized. The transcript is spliced from 3 exons. Lineage: Eukaryota; Fungi; Ascomycota; Sordariomycetes; Glomerellales; Glomerellaceae. Bases 1 to 969 code for a protein of 322 amino acids. The record is from RefSeq and is a predicted model, not a curated record.